CGACGGAAGACCUGGUGGACGCGCUGCGGGAGGUGGACUGGUCGACCCCGCCGCGCCCCGUCUCGGAGUUCUUCUCCCGCUUCACCGCCCCCCGAUCCUACUCCAAGUGGACCAGCCGCCUCAAGUGCAACCUCUACUAAGUGGGGUUGCGGACUCACGUGGAGGUUGCUGGGUUAGGUGCCACGAUGAGCUAUCAACCCUUGCUAGUUCGUACAUCAUACGGAUGGUGCUGUAGCUGGUGCAGAGAUGUACAUAUCGGAUUGUUGGCGUUGACCGGCUUUCGGGCGAGUACUAGUUUGGAGACCAGCAUGUUGAAUCUAAACGUCGUUAUGGUGUGUUAUCGGACGAACUACUUUAUCUUGGUAAUGUUCAUUCUUGGAAUGGGCUUUCUUAGGAAGCCAGUUGCCAUCCUUGCUUCUUUAGCAACUGGUCUCAGCAUUGCGUUCCUCAAUGACAGUUUUGCAGUUACUUUCAAUGAGAAAGUCACAAGGACUGUCAGACAAUUUUCACCACAUUUAGCCGCAAAGAUGAGGCCACCCAUAACGCCUGUCAUCCGAGGCCGACCAAGUAAACGAAGAUCAAUUCAUAUCUGUGGUCGACCUCGGUGGGUCUUUGUCCUGUUGUUUUCCGCAGUUAGCUGCAUGCUCUGGUUGACUUCGUGCAGCCUCCUCACGGUUUUGUGGGCCCUACUUAUUGGUCUGCUUGUAACCUUACUUCAUGCCAGCUUCAGAACACCUAAUUUGAAAGCACGUUUGAACACAUUCAGGGAGGAAUUUCGAGCAGUAUGGCGGAAUUACAGUGAGCUGUAAUUGUCUUCGUUGUUCCAUGUUUGUCAUAAAAGAAUGAUGCAAGUGUCAAAUCUGUAUCCAAUGUUGUCUCUGGGCCUUUUUCUCGUGGGAGAUUUUCGCAGGGUCCUUCCUCCUUGCUUCUUGUUGGACUGCAACAUUGUAGAUAUCAUUAGGUGGUGAAAUAUCCGAGUCUCAGGGUCCAGUUCCCACCCUAGUUUUAGCUUGCCUUGUUUCCAAUGUUUGGGGAAACCUGUAUGUGUAAAGGUUGUAUAAAGCUAUUCUCGAGUGAACUUGGAAGAUGCUGCUUUUGAAUUGAAACGUCUGCCUCGAGCUUCUUCUUUAUAGUGACUAUGUUAUUGGUGCU
Panicum hallii is the source of this 1152-nucleotide messenger RNA. RefSeq names its product PRA1 family protein A1-like. The coding region runs from base 186 to 809 and encodes 207 amino acids. The transcript has 9 exons. NCBI's taxonomy places the organism in Eukaryota, Viridiplantae, Streptophyta, Magnoliopsida, Poales, Poaceae. Gene Ontology annotation, cellular component: membrane. The record is from RefSeq and is a predicted model, not a curated record.